This is a messenger RNA of Dermacentor silvarum, 676 nucleotides long. RefSeq lists its product as uncharacterized. The transcript is spliced from 3 exons. The coding region runs from base 1 to 516 and encodes 171 amino acids. Lineage: Eukaryota; Metazoa; Arthropoda; Arachnida; Ixodida; Ixodidae. The record is from RefSeq and is a predicted model, not a curated record.
AUGCUGUACACCUCGGCGUCUUUUCGCACAGUGAUCACCCUUCUCGCCGCCGGAACGGCGCUGGCCGCGUACCUGGAUGACGAGAAGAAUUAUGACAGGAGCGAAGCCAUGCGCCUGGAGCGCGAUUUGCCCUACCACUUCGAGCGCGACGUGCCGCGCCCGCGGCUUCCGCCGCGGUACUCGGCCGAACGUGGAUGGUUCAGCCGCAGCCCGCUAGCAGGCAGGGCGGCACGUGUUAGGCCGGGCCCCAUCUACAUAAUCCGCACGCUGAACCCAGAACCGGGUUCCGGGCAGCAGGAGACAACCCUCGAGCCUUCACAAUGGCAGGCCCCACCACUGGUAUACCGGGGGGCGCCCAAGGCCCUCUCGAUCGCCGAAGGCAGCAACGUGCAGUACGUGGUCUUCGUCGACCGCAGCGCCCUCCCCAUCGACGAGCCAACGUUGGUGGAUGCCUACCACGGCCGGCUGCGGAAAGUUCACCGCUGGAACCCGGACCUCUACAAGGCGAAGGCCUAAAAUGCCUUUCAACGCUCAUAGCCCCUUCAUCAAAUCCAGUAAUUUAUUAGUACAUCGCAGUACCUCGUCAUAUAUACUUUAGUGCAAGAGGUGCCUAAACGUUCGUGUCUCGGAAUUCUGUUACGCAACAGGUGUGUGUAUUAGAUGUUCUUGAGAAUGA